This is a messenger RNA of Acanthopagrus latus (yellowfin seabream), 1194 nucleotides long. It is a transcript of the gene lhfpl5a, whose product is annotated as LHFPL tetraspan subfamily member 5a. The transcript has 3 exons. Gene Ontology annotation, biological process: sensory perception of sound; detection of mechanical stimulus involved in sensory perception. Lineage: Eukaryota; Metazoa; Chordata; Actinopteri; Spariformes; Sparidae. The record is from RefSeq and is a predicted model, not a curated record. The coding region runs from base 281 to 931 and encodes 216 amino acids. Gene Ontology annotation, cellular component: plasma membrane.
AGGAAACACUCCUGACAGCUGACACUGAGGGGAUUUAAACGCACUGGAGAGAGCACGUUGGCGUGCGGAGACAGAUUUCCUCUGUGGAGUUAUUCCUAAUGUUAGACUGACGAUAUUUCAUCCAGCAAAGAGGGGUUUAAAGAAUGCUCCUGUUGUAACGAGAGGAUAAAGGCUGUUAGCUGUUCGCUUUUUAACACUUUUUACAGACGACAGAAAACGAGACAAGGAGGGUGUGUUUUUUUCCCCCCCACUCAAACUUGUUUCCACCCGUUGAGGAGCGAUGCUUCCGGCGCAGGAGGCAGCCAAAAUCUACCACACCAACUACGUGCGUAACGCGCGCGCCGUGGGCGUGCUGUGGACGGUGUUCACCAUCACCUUCGCCGUCAUCACCGUGGUGGUGUUCAUCCAGCCCUACUGGAUCGGGGACAGCGUGAACACGCCGCAGGCCGGCUACUUCGGCCUCUUCCACUACUGCAUCGGGAACGCGCUCACCUCGGAGCUCACCUGCAAAGGGAGCGCGCUGGACUUCGGCUCCAUCCCGUCCGGCGCCUUCAAGACGGCCAUGUUCUUCGUGGGGAUCUCCAUGCUGCUGGUGGUGGGCAGCAUCGUCUGCUUCAGCCUCUUCUUCUUCUGCAACGCGGGGAGCGUGUACAAGAUCUGCGCCUGGAUGCAGCUGGCCUCCAGUACCUGCAUGGUGAUUGGCUGUAUGAUCUAUCCUGACGGCUGGGACUCGGAGCAGGUGAAGCGCAUGUGUGGCCAGCGGACCGACAAAUACACCCUGGGCAACUGCACGGUGCGCUGGGCCUACAUCCUGGCCAUCAUCAGCAUCAUGGACUCGCUCAUCCUCUCCAUGGUGGCCUUCAGCCUGGGCAGCCGGCAGGACAAGCUGCUGCCCGAGGACUUCCAGGUGGAGGGCAAAGAUGACGCCUAAUCGCCCUGCGGACAGCAGAGGGAGGGGCUGGAAGAGACUUAACGAGGAGCACCGCUGGCAAGAGGGAUUCAGAUGUUUCAGAGGAUUCAGGAUGGCUAAUUACAAUCUUAAAAUAACUUUCGACACCAACUUCAUACUGUCCCUCAAAAUUGUGACAUCUUGUAAACACCGUCCACCUCCAGUUCAGACCUCACAGUCCUAGAUAAGUUCAAUUGUUAUUGCGUCUUGAAAUAAAUCAAGUGAAUUUUUGGACUUUGUUUACA